This is a messenger RNA of Paramecium sonneborni, 1715 nucleotides long. Lineage: Eukaryota; Ciliophora; Oligohymenophorea; Peniculida; Parameciidae. The record is from the annotation of a GenBank genome assembly.
AUGUAUUUUGCGUGGUUUCUUUAUAUUGCUUUGAUUUUGGUAUUCUCAUAAUAUUAAAAUAGGGACUGUACUUUUUAUCCAGAAUAAUAGUGAAAUACUAUAUAGAUCCUGCUGAGUCUUAUAACUUUGCAAUUAACUCUAUAUGUCUUAGUUUCACAGUUUCUAUGAUUUGUAUUUUAAUGGUGCCAAUUGAUGUGUUUGUGACUUCUCAUCCUAAUGAUGUUAUUUCAACUUUACAUCAACCAAUAAAUAAGUACUUUAUAAGGGAAGUGUUUAUAUGUAAUAUUUUGAUUAAUUCUUAUAGAUCUUUAUAUUGGAUUAUUAUUCAUUACCUUUGUGAUUUUACCAUUUAAUUAUUUUUAUUCUGAAGAAAGAGCAUUGAAUUAUGAUAAUGAUUUUGACUUAGAUUUGAGUGAAAAACGUCUAUCAUCAAAAAUAAUAAGAUCAGCUAAAUAAACUGUAUAUUUUAUAGGAUUUAUUUGUGUCUUAUUAAUAUCAGGACUUGUUUUUAAUCCUGAAGUUAAUUAUAAUAAUUCUGCGAAAUUGGAAUGGGUUAAAACAAUGUUUGAUGUUGAUCAUUUAGGAGAAUAAGCAAUUUCAUUUUGCAUUUCAAUUAUUUUAACAUUUGGUUUUUGUCUAUGGGUAAUUUAUGGAUCAUAUGGAUUAACUGCUUUGCCAUUUUAAUUAAUUAAAGGAGCAAGAUCUUUAGAAGAAGAGAAAUCUUAAGUAGAUAAUGAUUUAGCAAAAAUAAGAGAAAAAUAUAGAACUAUUUAAGAAAAAUAUUAAAAAAAUUCAUCAAAAAUUUCAAAAGGAGAUUAAAAAGUAUAAAUUUAAAUUAUAUUUUUAAGACUUUAACUAAUUUAAAAAGAAAAGAAAGGUUUUUAAAUUUAAAGAAUGAAAAAAUAAUUGAAUUAGAAACAUAGACUAAAUCUUUAUAGACAAUUUUUAAAAUAAUUUCACCAUUCAGAAUAAUAAUUGGAAUGAUUUGUUUAUGUUUUUCUGUUUUAAUAUUUAGUUCUUUAGCUCUUACUACUUAUGAUAAAGUAAUAAACGAAUAAAUAUUUUAUAGAUAACAAAUUCAUAAUGUGGCUUUUAGUGUGGUUAUUUAAUCUAAGAAAAAACUUUAUUAAAUCCCAUAGAUACUUUAUAUGUUUAUUCUUCAUACUAUUUUCCAUUGGAUUAUUUAUUCUUUUUCAUUUUUACCCUUUAUAUAUUUAUUUGCACAUUAUAUGGAAUUAUAAAAUGCGGAAUAAUUUUCUUAAAAGGAUUUGAAAUAAAAAAAGAAUAAACUCAACCAUCCUCUUUGUUUAUAGUAGCUGCUAUUUUAAAUAUAAGCAUUUUGGUAGUUUGUAAUUAAUUAAUGACAUUAUGUCCAUAAUAUGCAACCUUUGGGAAUCAACAUUAUUAUGAUAUUAGAACAAGAUAAUAAUCCUUAUGUACUUUAGAAGCUGUAAGUAAAGUGGAAGCAAAAUUUAUAUGUUAGAUGACGAAUUUAUCUACAUUUUACAAUAAGUAUAAAAACAAUAAUUACAUUUAAUAGAAUAUCUUUAGGAUAUCCUAUGUUUGCCGUAAUAUUCUUUUUAGCUAAUGCUUCAUUUUUAGGAUUGUCUACUUUUAUGAUAUUUAUUUUUAUGUGUAAAAAGAAGACUAGUUAAAUUGAUGUUAGUGAAGAUGAUGAAUUAGAAGAUGAGAGUAAAUCAUUAAUUAAUAUAUGA